GUUGUUUUCCUCCUUAUUGGAACUAUAUUUGACAAGUGUAGUAAUACCCUUGCUUAUAUGUACGAAGAGACCCAACAAUGGCGAUCUUACAUUUCUGCCUAUCGUUCUUUUUUACUUCGUGGGUAUUUGCUCCCGGCUACACACAACCUAUUAUGACAUGGCCACUUGCUUUUGCUGACCCUGCCUAUGACAUCAUAAAACAAACGGCCGAAGGAGGGAAAGUCGGAUGCAGAAAAGAAAUUGGCGACUUGAAUCAACAUCUGGGGUACCAGGCCAUCAAGUUUGUUGGAGACAGACGUUCCUACGUCGAUUUAAGAGUCGUGUCGGGUUCUGCAGGUACUUUGGGAGAUUUUGCAUUUGUUCUGACUGUAAAAGCCUGCAGCACUAUCGGUGGAACCGUUUUCAACUAUCAGCAAGAUACGGGCCCCAUCGUAAGCCGAAGGGUAAUCCGGGACAUUGUACUUUGGUGCAACACCACGCACGUUAUUGUCGAUGUGAUAAGUGUAACAGGUGACUCACUUGGGCAAAUUGUUUCAGAACAAGAUAUGGGAGGCAAUGAAUGGGUUAAUCUCGCUCUCGCGUACGACGAAAGCAACCCUGAGCUGAAGCUCAUGAAAUCCCAAUCUGAUCUGGGUCUUGUGAGGCUUUCAGGCAUUGGAACCAAUCCACGCCUUGGUUUGCCAGGAACACUGCGCAUAGGCGGAAGGUUGAACGGGACGUCUAGCCAAGCGUUUGCGGGUCAAGCAAUAUGCUGCGUCAUGUAUGACAGUAAGAUUGCAAAUGGUGACGUCAUGAAUGCUGUAGAUGAGUGUUACUCUGGAAUAUGGCCCUCAUCUUAUCCUUCCACGCCUGGUAAGAAUCUAGGCUCAUAA
Dreissena polymorpha is the source of this 872-nucleotide messenger RNA. RefSeq lists its product as uncharacterized. The coding region runs from base 78 to 872 and encodes 264 amino acids. The transcript is spliced from 2 exons. Lineage: Eukaryota; Metazoa; Mollusca; Bivalvia; Myida; Dreissenidae. The record is from RefSeq and is a predicted model, not a curated record.